AGCCCACAGGCAUACGCAAAACUCUCAUCUUCGUCUCCUCAUCCGCCUCGACUCUGUACUUUCUCUCUCUCUUUCGUUGUCUGUUUUGAUAUGGAAGAAAACGACCAAAAGGAACUUGAACUUCUACCUUCUUCGCACUCUGUAGCAUCGGCAUCUCGCGUCGCCUCUGAUAAUUCUUCUCUGCUACGGUUCCGAUCAACGGUGUCGUCAUCGGAAGGUACGCCGUCUCUGGACUUGCAGUUAUCGAUCAGCGUGAGGCCGAUGAUGCGGCCUGGGUCGGACUGCGUUUACAAGGAGGAGAGGAGUUCGUGCGUGGAGGCGCUGAAGUGGGAGGCUGCGGAGCAGAUACGUGUGGCGGCGAUGGAGAAGGCGUACGCGGAGAGGGUGAGGGAGCUGACGAGGAGAGAGAUGGAGAUGGCGCAAUCGGAGUUCGCACGCGCGAGGCAAAUGUGGGAGAGGGCUAGGGAAGAGGUUGAGAGAGCCGAGAGAAUGAAAGAAAGAGCCACUAGACAAACUGAUUCUACGUGCAUGGAGAUCACUUGCCAGUCUUGCAGGCAAAGAGGGAGCUGGUCGAGUUCCAUGUAUGGAGAAUUAAACCUGUUCGAAGAAUUACGUGUUGUUUUCUGAAGAGGAAAGAGAUGAAACUACAUGUUAUACUUCUCAGUAUAUUUUGGAUGAGGAUUAGAUCACUAUAUAUGCAUCUGGACUUCCAUAAAACAAUAAUAUGGAAGAUUCGUUUCUUCCCUUCAAGUAGAUGUAUUUGAGGCAUCUUUUGCAGUCCAAAGUCAGGAAACCUCAAAAUAGUUCACCCAAUUAAUAAGUUAUUCUUUAAAAUUACCAACGAGAAGUAGAAUUGAUUUGCUUGGAUAUCAAGAGAUACCCAAGUUUAAUCAGUUGAAUGCAGAUGAUUUCUGAUAUAGCGUGGAACCAAAACAACAUGCUGGAAAGUAAGUCGUGAGAGAAUUGUGAGGAGAUCAGAUCAAUUAAAUUAGUUAGUUCCCUUUACUUAUGACAUUCUGAAGUACAGAAGCAUUAAUGAAGAUGGUGUGUUGGGGGCUACUGUUAUGAUGGAUUCUCCAGAAUCAAAAGAAAUGAUGGUAUUCAUGUACCAUAAACUUUACUAAAUGUUAUGGCAUUGGGCUGCAAGAAUA
Molecule: messenger RNA, 1151 nt
Organism: Neltuma alba
Lineage: Eukaryota; Viridiplantae; Streptophyta; Magnoliopsida; Fabales; Fabaceae
Product: protein indeterminate-domain 14-like
Exons: 2
Coding region: 91-627 (178 amino acids)
Biological process (GO): gravitropism
Cellular component (GO): nucleus
Source: RefSeq, a predicted model, not a curated record